AUGUUUUCUUCUAAUAAAAUAAUUUCUGAAUUCGAUUUCUUUGAUACCAAAAAAAUCUAAUUCAUAAAUGAGAGUGAGUCCUAGAUAAUCGAUAACAUCUAGUUAUUGAGAAUAAAAAAACAAAACUAUUUAAUUAUAUGAGAGUACUUCUUAAAUAAAGGGAAGUGCCAUAAAUUGUAUUAGCAUUAAGAAGAAGAAAUUUGCUCUAAUUUCGAUUCCAUAAGUGAUAUCAUCGAAUUUAGAAUCUUGCAAGACUUUAUCUAAUUUUUCAAUUUCAGAUUUUAUUCCUAUUUAAAUUAAAAAUGGGCAAGGAAAUUCUUAAGAUUUGAUUUUACAUGAAUUAAGAAAUUAAAAAGAAAAUAAAAUUACAACCUAAAUUGGACCUCUUGAUUUUUAAUAUAUAAAAGAUGCAAUUUGA
Messenger RNA from Paramecium pentaurelia, 418 nucleotides. The record is from the annotation of a GenBank genome assembly. NCBI's taxonomy places the organism in Eukaryota, Ciliophora, Oligohymenophorea, Peniculida, Parameciidae.